AUUUGACACUCGAAAUUUCUGACACCUUUUCGAUCCAUAUUUAGAUUUUAAGAAAGAUCUAUUGCAUACGCAAAUCUUAUUCAUCUCCGCACACUCAAUCAACCAAAGCCGCAAUCAUGGUUAAAGCUGUUGUCGCCGGUGCCUCUGGUGGAAUUGGACAGCCGCUGUCCCUCCUCCUCAAGAACAGCCCGCUCAUCGAUGAGCUCGCUCUCUACGAUGUUGUCAACACCCCAGGUGUUGCUGCCGAUCUCUCCCACAUCUCCUCCAAGGCCAAGAUCACUGGCUACCUGCCAAAGGAUGACGGCGCGAAGCUCGCCUUCCAGAACGCCGACAUCAUUGUCAUCCCCGCUGGCAUUCCCCGCAAGCCAGGAAUGACCCGUGAUGAUCUCUUCAACAUCAACGCCGGUAUCGUCAAGGGCCUCAUCGAGGUCAUCGCCGAUGUCGCCCCCAACGCCUUCAUCCUCAUCAUCUCCAACCCCGUCAACUCCACCGUCCCCAUCGCCGCCGAGGUCCUGAAGGCCAAGGGCGUCUUCAACCCCCAGCGCCUGUUCGGUGUCACCACCCUCGACGUCGUCCGCGCCGAGACCUUCGUCGCCGAGAUCACCGGCGCCAAGAACCCCCAGGAGACCACCAUCCCCGUCAUUGGCGGCCACUCCGGAGAGACCAUCGUUCCCCUCUUUAGCCAGGCCAAGCCCUCCGUCUCCAUCCCAGCCGACAAGCUCGCCGCCCUCGUCAACCGCGUCCAGUUCGGUGGUGAUGAGGUCGUCAAGGCUAAGGACGGUGCUGGCUCUGCCACCCUCUCCAUGGCCUACGCCGGUUUCCGCUUCGCUGAGAAGGUCCUCCGCGCCGCUGCUGGCGAGAAGAACAUCGUUGAGCCAACCUUUGUCAACCUUGCUGUCCCAGGUGGUGAUGCCGUCAAGGCCGCCGUCGGUGGUCUCGAGUUCUUCUCAGUCCCCGUUGAGCUUGGCCCCAACGGUGCCGAGAAGGCCCAGAACCCCCUCGCCUCGCUGGACGACAACGAGAAGACCCUCCUUAAGGCUGCUGUUGAGGGCCUUAAGGGUAACAUCGAGAAGGGUGUUACCUUCGCCCACAACCCUCCCCAAAAAUAGAUUGUGAUUUGAUCCUCUUAGCCGCCUUUUGGCCAAGAUACACGACCAGUUUUAACGAUUUUGAGGGAAUAUAAAAAGUAAACAUGACGAGAC
This is a messenger RNA of Pseudogymnoascus destructans, 1202 nucleotides long. RefSeq lists its product as uncharacterized. Lineage: Eukaryota; Fungi; Ascomycota; Leotiomycetes; Thelebolales; Thelebolaceae. Gene Ontology annotation, biological process: tricarboxylic acid cycle; malate metabolic process. The record is from RefSeq and is a predicted model, not a curated record. Bases 117 to 1109 code for a protein of 330 amino acids. The transcript is spliced from 7 exons. Gene Ontology annotation, cellular component: cytoplasm. Gene Ontology annotation, molecular function: L-malate dehydrogenase (NAD+) activity.